Messenger RNA from Closterium sp. NIES-65, 1896 nucleotides. Lineage: Eukaryota; Viridiplantae; Streptophyta; Zygnematophyceae; Desmidiales; Closteriaceae. The record is from the annotation of a GenBank genome assembly.
AUGGAUGAUCGUCUUACCGCUAAGCACCGCGCACUUUACACACAACUCACUGCUCAACAACGCACUGCCGCGCAUAAUUAUGCUGCGUUCGAGUCAUCGUUCGAGGCGUUGAAGCAGCCCACCAUCCGAGUGGUGGCCAUCAUCGCAGAGGGCGUGCCGGAGGCCGACACCAAGACGCUCAUCGCCUACGCGCGCGCCAACAACAAGGUGAUUAUUGGCCCGGCAACGGUGGGUGGCAUCCAGGCAGGAGCGUUCAAGAUUGGCGACACAGCGGGCACGCUGGACAACAUCAUCAGCUGCAAGCUCUACCGCCCUGGCUCCGUCGGCUUCGUCUCCAAGUCGGGAGGCAUGUCGAACGAGAUGUACAACGUGCUGGCGCGCACUACAGAUGGGCUCUACGAAGGUAUCGCCAUUGGCGGUGAUGGCUUCCCUGGCUCCACGCUCUCAGACCACGUCUUGAGAUUUAACAACAUUCCGCAGAUCCGAAUGAUAGUGGUGUUGGGCGAGCUGGGCGGUGCGGACGAGUACUCACUGGUGGAGGCGCUGAAGGAGGGGCGCGUGAACAAGCCCGUGGUGGCGUGGGUCAGUGGCACCUGCGCCACUCUCUUCAAGUCCGAAGUGCAGUUCGGCCACGCUGGCGCCAAGAGCGGAGGGGAGAGCGAGUCAGCACAGGCAAAGAACGCGGCACUGAAGGCAGCGGGCGCCAUCGUGCCGACGUCGUUUGAGGACCUGGAGACUGUCAUCCGCGCCACGUAUGAGAAGCUCGUGGCAGAGGGUGCCAUCCAGCCAGUGGCAGAGAAGCAGCCGCCCACAGUGCCGGAGGACCUCACAGCGGCCAUCAAGGCGGGCAAAGUGCGCGCCCCCACCCACAUCGUCUCCACCAUCUGUGACGACAGAGGCGAGGAGCCCACAUACGCAGGGGUGCCCAUCUCGACCAUAGUGGAGAAGGGCUUUGGGGUGGGCGACGUCAUGUGCCUGCUCUGGUUCAAGCGCUCCCUCCCCGCCUACUGCACCAAGUUCAUUGAGAUGUGUGUGGUGCUGUGUGCGGAUCACGGUCCAUGUGUGUCGGGCGCGCACAACUCCAUCGUAACCUCGCGAGCCGGCAAGGACCUCAUCUCCUGCCUCGUCUCUGGUGCGUCCUCCUCCGUUCCCUUUUUGCCAACCGUACCACCACUUGGUGUUGCAACAGUGCUGCGGCCGUCUGAUCCUCUUCCAUGCUUGUCACUCCUCAUGACCUCACUGCUGGCCCUGCAGCCUGUUCUUGCGUGGCUGCUCACCAUCGGCCCGCGCUUUGGAGGCGCCAUUGAUGAUGCUGCGCGUUACUUCAAGGACGCUGUGGAGCGGGGGCUGAGUCCGUAUGACUUCGUGGAGGGAAUGAAGAGGAAGGGCAUCCGCGUGCCUGGCAUUGGCCAUCGCAUCAAGAGUCGUGACAACCGGGACAAACGUGUCGAGCUGCUCCAAGCCUACGCGCGUUCCUCCUUCCCUUCGGUGAAGCACAUGGACUACGCCGUGGCGGUGGAGACAUACACGCUCACCAAGGCGGCCAACCUGGUGCUCAACGUGGAUGGCUGCAUCGGCGCGCUCUUCCUGGACCUCCUCACGUCCUGUGCCAUGUUCACCAAGGAGGAGAUUGACGACAUCGUGGCCGUGGGGUAUUUGAACGGGCUCUUCGUGCUCUCCAGGAGCAUCGGGCUCAUCGGUGAGGCACGGUGUGGGUUGUUGGGGCGGCUGACUGGCAUGGCAAUCGAGGCGUUCCUGGACCUGCUCACGUCCUGCGCCAUGUUCACCAAGGAGGAGAUUGACAACUUAGUGGCUGUGGGGCACACGUUUGACCAGAAGCGCCUCAAGCAGCCGCUGUACCGCCACCCGUGGGAGGAUGUGCUGUACACCAAGUGA